ACAACCGUAUAUUAAUUCAUCCCUUCACAUCUUUAAUCGAUUCCCAAUUAACUCACCUUUCUCUCUCUCUCUCUUCGGUGCUUUUCCGGUGAGAAAUGUAGUGGCGAGCACCAUCGGAGCCCGGCGGUGAAUUUCAGAAUCAGUUGGAUUGCAGUGUCGAGCUUGGGGACGAGUACGAGGAGGAAGAAGAAAUGCCGCUGAGUAGGUACCAAAUUAGGAACGAGUACGGCUUGGCGGAUCCUGAGCUGUACAAGGCCGCCGAUAAAGAUGAUCCCGAAGCUCUUCUUGAAGGAGUUGCCAUGGCUGGCCUCGUUGGAGUCUUGCGCCAACUCGGUGACCUUGCGGAGUUUGCUGCUGAGGUAUUCCACGACUUACAUGAAGAGGUCAUUUCAACGGCUGCACGAGGCCAUGGUCUUAUGAUUCGUGUGCAGCAACUUGAGGCAGAAGUUCCUUCAAUUGAGAAAGCAUUUCUAUCCCAAACAAAUCAUACAUCUUUCUUCACUAGUGCAGGACUUGACUGGCAUCCUAAUUUCCAGUCUGCACAAAAUCUUGUUGCUCGUGGAGACUUGCCUCGGUUUGUCAUGGAUUCAUAUGAAGAAUGCAGGGGCCCCCCACGUUUAUUUCUUUUAGACAAGUUUGAUGUUGCAGGGGCUGGGGCAUGUUUGAAGCGAUACACUGACCCGUCAGUAUUUAAAGUGGAAUCCACGGCUUCUGAGAGAUCAAAUAUGGUGCCUCAAAGGGAGAAGAAAAUUCGUAAAGUGAAGAAGAAAGGACCACGCUGGAGGAAUGGAGGAACGCCAGAAAUUGGACCAACAUCCCAUGCCAAACUACAUCAGUUGUUUUUGGAGGAGCGCAUUGAAAGCUGUUUUAAUGAUCCUUCACGACUUGUAAAAUUGAAGAAAAGGCAAUUUAAUGGAUGUAUUGACUCCAAAAAUGGCAAAAGCUACAUGGAAAAAUUUUUGGAGACUCCUUCUCCAGAGCAUAAGAUGAUUUAUGAAGCAUCUGUUGCUGCACCAACCUUGUAUUCAAUUUCAGAUAAUACCAAUGAACUGGGGCUUAGAAUACUUGAUAUCACUACGGUGAGUCCUGCAAGCAAGUCUCCUGGAAGGGUAAAUACAUGCUCAUCAUGUAUAGCCCAAGAAGAAGAAUUGAAAAGACCAAUCAACGGUGAUGUUUCUGGUGAGGAGAUUUUGAAGGUGCCUGAAUCAACUGCAGAUGUUGAGAUUGAGACAACUCCCAAUCUACAAAUGGUGGUGGUCGAAAACCAUUUAGAAUAUGGAGAAGGAAAAAUAGGGAGCAGUAUAGAUGGGUAUCGUUCUGAUGAGAUAAUCAGUGAAGUAGACAAUUAUGUAGAUGCUCUUGCUACUAUGGAGUCAGAAAUGGAGACAGAUAAUGAACCUAGAUCUAAAAAUGUUAACCUUGAAAAACGGAGAAGUGAAUCUGAUGCAAAUGCCGACCACCUAGAAACCCGAGCUCAAGUAUCUGAUUCACGAUCCUUGAUAAACUCAUCAAGAUCAGAUGAUGGUAACAGUUCAUUCAAGAGAGAGCAAUCCAGUUUUUCAUGCUCUGAUACAGUAAGUAGUUUGGCCGACAACACUCAGUAUGAUUCUGAAGGAACAGCUAAAGCAUUACCUUCGAUUUCUAAAGCAUGUAUGGUGGAUGUUAAAAACAUGCCAUCUAAUCGGGAUUAUACCUCUCAUCCUUAUGAAAGCAAUGCUGAUGAACUUGGAGUGCUUGAUAACACCAGUGUUGAUGAGAGAAUCUCAAAAUCUGAAGAAGUACUUGAUGAUUCAUGUUGGGAUCCAAUUCCUCCUCAACCGCUGAUAGACUCAGAAUCAUGCCCAUCUCCAUCCUUAUUGGUGGAACCAAAGUUGUAUAAAAAAUCAUCUACCAACCUUUUUGAUGUUGAUUCACAGACAUCAAGUACGGAGACCGACCUAGGUUGUCAUAAAGAUAAUCACCUUGAUGUUUCCUCUGAGACUGUUAGUCGUGCUAACGACACAAUGCUAUCUGGAGAUUAUCAUAUUCGAGACAGGGAGGGCGUAGAAGUAGAGGCCACAUCUGAAAAUUCAUUGCAUCUUUCAAAUGUCUUGGGGGAAGCUGUUGAGAUUGAACCGGAAGGAAAGGUCAAGGAUACAAUGCUGCAAAAAGAAUACCAGGAUGAUAGAGCUAUUGACAAGCAAGCCUUGCCAGAAAUUGGAUCGUCUCCUAUGUCUUUAUUGCCCUCUGAGACUUUAUAUGUUUCUUCUACAAAUGAUUCUUCAGAUGACAAAUAUAAUGAUGUUGUCCUGAAAGGCGAUGAUACCGUAGUGGUAGCUGAAGGAAAAUAUGAUAACUUACCAGUAGAUUUAUCGCAGGAUGACAACAUUGAAGUAGCUGAAGCAAAACAUGAAGACUUACAAACACGGGAUUUGAAGGGUCAAGUGGAAAAUGUAGCAGAUGAUGUUCUUCAAGUUGAACAAGGUUUGACAGAAACUGAUGUAACAUAUUCUGUGAGAGACGCAAAUAGCGUAGAUAUGACAACAGCAGCUGAUGAUACCUCGGAUGAACCGCAACUCCGUUAUCCAAAUGAUACAGUCCAUGAGAUGCAUUUGGACACACGAGAUUUUGUGACUGAAACGGUUCAUUCAGAAGGUGUAACUUUGCCUACCACUUCUGUUUCCUCCCAUGAUGAACUUUCUUCGCCAGGUGAUCUGGAUCAUGAGGAUUCCAUUAAGUACAGUAAUUUUGCAACUGGAAAGGUUCAAUCAGAGGAGUUGGUCGAUUCGGUGAACUCUAGUGACGUUGUGACUGAAAAGGUUCUAGCAGAUGCGGUGGUUAAUACUGUGAACUUUGGCGACGUUGUGGCUGAAAAGGUACGAGAAGAUGAGGUGAUUGACUCUGUAAAUUGUAGUGAUGUUGCUUCUGGAAAGGAUCGAGCAAAGGAGGUGGUCGAUUUUAUUAGCUGUAGUGAUGUUACGACUGAAAAGAUUCGAGCAGAUGAGGUGGUUGAUUCUGUAAACUGUAGCGAUGUUGCGACUGUAUGUGUUCAAGGGGAUGGUGUGGUUUUGUCUACUUCAACUGUAGCUAAGACUGCUACUAUAUCUGAAGUCACACCCAAGAAUUUAAAUCAUUUCAACCAUGAAGAAAAUGCAAGCAUAGAUAAACUUCCAUCCGGAACAUUUCAAGCAGAUGAAUUUGCGACUGUUAAUGAUGUGAAUGAAGUUGUUAGCACGUCCUCGAAUGGUCAUUUAUCCGUAUCGGAGUAUAUGAAGAAUGCUUUACCAGAAAAUCAUCCUGGCUUAGAGAAUCCUUCUGCAAAUCAAAAUGAAUUUAAAGAUGCUUCAGAUUGUUCUUUGGGAUCAUUAACUGGAAAGAAAGUAAAUCCCUUAGAAGAUGAAUUGGUUUCUGGCUAUCCAGGUUCAGGGAUGAAUGAUGGCAUUCAUAAUUUACCCGUGCCUAUGCAAACCCGAUGUACUUCAGUUAUUAAUGAUCGUUCUUCUGGCCGAAAAUCUUUGGAACUACAAAAUUUGGAAUCAGAAUCCAAUUCUUCCCAUCAGGAUGAUCUUAAAGAGGGCAAUGAAUUUACAUCACCAGAUUUGCAAGCUAGACACAAGGAAACGGAACUUGUACAGGCAGAUGUUGAUGUUUCCAAUUCUUCACACCUUGAACAGCGAUCUUCAGGUCAAUUAGAUGAAGAAAAAGUUGAACUGGUAAAGUCUUCAAAUCCUGUCCAACUGGUACAGCCUAAAUGCAAAGCUAAUGAAGCAACAAAUCAAGCUGCACAUGCUUUAUCAGAGUUAUAUAUACAACAUCCUAUUAGCGAUCGCGAUACGACUGAUUCUACAAUGGAUACAUUACAGCCCGUCUUACCUAGCUACGUCCUGCUGCCUGAGGUACCUCAAGUCGAUGUGAAUGAGAUGCCACCACUGCCCCCUCUACCUCCAAUGCAGUGGAGGUUAGGGAAGGUUCAACAAGUUUUUUCUGCCCCACCUAGAACUGAGGAUCCAUUUCACUUGAUAUUACCAUCAAAAGCUGAAGAGACAGGUACAUGUUUAGGAUCGUCAAGUGCAGCGACUUUACAACCCGAGAGCCCUUUUCAUGAUAAUAAGCUCACACAUGAAUCUGGUCAUGUGGUACAUACCGCAACACAACCUUCUCCAUUCUCAUUGCCCAUGAGUAGCCAAGAAAACCUUGAAUAUAAUUCUGCCACCAUGGUGAAACAGUGUAACAGUCCGUUUUCAUCAUUACCGCCAAUGUCCUCGGAAAUUACGGAGCAUGAUUCUCUCAAGUCUGAAGGAGAAAAAGUACAGUCUGAAUUGAAACUGCCUUCAGUAGGACGAACAAAUGACGAUUUAAAUUGUAAAAGCGAUAGUGGAUCUUCAAAUGGGCAGUCAUUCCGACCGUUUAGUUACUCAGCAUCAGAAAGCGUAUUAAGGCCUGAUAUAUCUCAUCAUUUAUCACAGGAUUUUGAAGGGGAACAAAGAAACUCCCAUGCUAUGAUGGCGCCGAUGUCAUUCGUGAAGAACGAUCAAUCUCAGCACGAUUUGCCAACUACAGAGGAAGAACUAGCUUCGUCUUCUAACACACCUCUUAUGCCGUCAACCUCUGGGGUCAAUAUGCCGAAUGGAAAUCGACGUAUUUCUAGUAAGCUACUUCGUCCACGAAGCCCUCUUAUUGAUGCUGUUGCUGCCCACGAUAAAAGCAAGUUGAGAAAAGUUUCUGAUCGGAUACUUCCUGAAAUUGGACCCAAGGUUGAUGAAAGAGAUUCACUGCUAGCACAGAUUCGAACGAAGUCCUUCAGCUUGAAGCCCGCAGCCGUAACAAGACCGAGCGUGCAGGGUCCGAAAACCAAUUUGAGGAUGUCUGCUAUCUUGGAGAAAGCAAACGCAAUUCGCCAGGCAUUGGCUGGAAGUGAUGAAGAUGAUAGUGAUAGUUGGAGUGAUUCUGAAUAAACUUAAGCUUCAAUCCAUAAAUACUCCAUCGCUGCUCUACCAUGAACUGGGUUGAGAUUUCUCUCAUCAAUGGUAAUUUCAGUAGUUUAGUGUUCAUCUUCUCUAAGCUUCAUGUAUGUAAAGCAGCCGUCACAUGUCCUCACAUGUUCAUCGACAAAGCAUUACACAACCCGCCACACGAACGGUAUACAAUGAUGAGAAUGAGAUACGAUACAAGGUAGGAUCAACAAGAGCUGGACCAAGCAGUUUUUCAUGGUAUUUAGUAAAAUCUUGGCAAAUGUAAAUGGUGUUGGAAUGGCUUAGAUUUUGGUUAUGUUACAUACUUUUUGUAGUAGAGCGUCUCAUGCAUAUUUCUUUUCUGUCUCACCUUAUACUUGUGUUGUGGCCCCAUAUAUUAUAAUGGCCCUCCUUUCUUGGUACAGUGAAAUUCUUUGGUUCUGGGACAUUUAUAACAGUAUAUAUAUAUUAAUGCUAUACAGACAUUUUUUUUUU
Messenger RNA from Cucurbita pepo subsp. pepo (vegetable marrow), 5426 nucleotides. RefSeq names its product protein SCAR2. Lineage: Eukaryota; Viridiplantae; Streptophyta; Magnoliopsida; Cucurbitales; Cucurbitaceae. Gene Ontology annotation, biological process: actin cytoskeleton organization; positive regulation of Arp2/3 complex-mediated actin nucleation. Gene Ontology annotation, cellular component: cytoskeleton. The record is from RefSeq and is a predicted model, not a curated record. Gene Ontology annotation, molecular function: protein kinase A regulatory subunit binding; actin binding; Arp2/3 complex binding.